UGCAAGCGAUGGCUGCCUUCAGAAGAUAGAUACAUGUCGACUCGCAAUCCCGACUAUGGCAUUUAAAAGCAAAGACAACUUUGGGGUGGAACAUCCUAAAGUGACGUAUCCGACUGGUUUGCCACCAGGAGUCAACAAUGGAUCAGUCAACUUUCAGUCACUUCUGACAGCCAUUAGCAACUGUGCUGUGCCUCUUGUGCACCAACUUAUCCAACAAACUCCAUCACUUGUUCACGAAAAAGGUUGGCACGGACAAACAGCUCUCCACAAAGCUUGUCUGAUGGGGGACUGGUCCAUCUGUUUCCUACUACUGGAGGCUGGAUCUGACCCCAAUGCUCUGAAUGAAUUUAAUGAAACACCUGUCCACUACGCUUGUAAGCGGGGAUUAGCCUCCAAUGUCCACCUGUUGGUGCAAAGGAAUGGAAACCUGAGGGCUUUAGACAAGAAUGGUCUUAGUGGGUUCCACCACUGUUCACAGACAGGCAGUGUAUUUGUUAUGCUGUAUCUUGAAUCCCAAGGAUUUAGUUUCAAGGAUCUGGACAAAAAUCUACAAUCUCCUCUUCACAUCGUUUGUCAAUAUGGACAUGUGGACGCCUUCAAAUUUCUCACAAAACACAACAGGAGCGAUUUUGAGCAGGAAGACAUUGAUGGUAACACGCCACUGCACAUAGCGGCCAGGGAAGGACAAAGCCAUCUUACCUGGCUCAUCCUCAGUAGAAGUAGGUGUAGCAUUCUCCAUAGGCGCAACAAGGCCGGUUUUACGCCUCUAGACCUUGCAAAGCAGCGUGACAAAUACGGCCAUAAAGAGCUGGUCCCUGUAUUGGAAUACUAUGCCAAGCAGGACCAAUCCUUGGUCCCCAAGGGCCCAGUGGGUUUGUGGUACUCACAGCUGCUGAUACCUGGACUCAUGUAUGGGGCUUUAACUGGUGGUGUCUAUUUAUCAGGCUAUCAGUAUCAGGCACUAGUUAUCCUGGCAGGCUUACUGGUGUUCCUGUGGUACCUCAUGGGCAACUAUCACCGGAUGUCACAUAUAUCAAGGUGGCCGAACCCAAUCUAUGCGGGGAUGUUUGGAGCCGGUCUUUUCCACUCAAUAUUACUCUACUUUGUACAGAUUCUUCCUUAUACGAUGUACAACAACUUGCUGACAGUGCUGUGUCUCUCCUUGCUGUGUGGUUUCCUCUACUUCUACUACAAAGUCCGUACUGUAGACCCAGGUAUGUACUGUAGACCCAGGUAUGUACUGUAGACCCAGGUAUGUACUGUAGACCCGGGUAUGUACUGUAGACCCAGGUAUGUACUGUACACCCAGGUAUGUACUGU
Molecule: messenger RNA, 1320 nt
Organism: Mizuhopecten yessoensis (Yesso scallop)
Lineage: Eukaryota; Metazoa; Mollusca; Bivalvia; Pectinida; Pectinidae
Product: ankyrin-1-like
Exons: 7
Coding region: 56-1246 (396 amino acids)
Molecular function (GO): protein binding
Source: RefSeq, a predicted model, not a curated record